CGGCACGUGUGGAGGGGCUCCAAGCCUCCGGCCUUGAAAAUAGAAUUAAAAAAAUUGCGAAAAUUCGCUCCUGUUUCUAGAGAGAGAGAGAGAGAGUGAGAGGAGAGAGAAAGAGGGUGGGAGGCGGGUCCGAAAAUGGGAAAAACCGUCGAGGCGAAGAGGAAGAAGAAGGGCCGUCCCUCUCUCUUGGAUCUCCAGAAGCGCAGUCUCCGACUCCAGCAGCAACAGCAGAAGACAAACCCUAACCCUAACCCUAACUCCAAUCCAUACCUCCGGUUCCCCAACACUGGCGGUGGUACUGGCCGCCGGAGCACGCGCCGGAAUCCGACCAUCGAGCCAGUGGCGGAUGUGCAUGAUGAUGGGGAAGAGGAUGAUGGAAACAUCGGGAAGCGGAGGGAGAAGAAACUUAAGCUCGUUCUUCGAAUCGACGAUCAUUCUGAAAAUUCAGUGCGGCAUUCGGGAUUCUCGGGCUCCGAAUCGGAAGGAGAAGGCUCGCGCGCGCGCAGGAAGAGGAAGAUCGAGGCCUUUGGUGGUGAUGGUGAUCGCUUAAAGGUGGACACGCACAACUCCUUGAAAACGACGGAGUCUCUUCGAGCGGAUACAUCAAAUUCGGGGCCCACGACAACUUUGCCAGACAAAAAGUUGUUGUUGUUCAUCCUUGAUACGCUGCAGAAGAAGGAUACAUACGGAGUCUUCUCAGAACCAGUGGAUCCUGAGGAGCUCCCAGAUUAUCAUGAAGUCAUUGAGCAUCCUAUGGAUUUCAGUACAGUACGGAAGAAGCUAUCCCGUGGAGCCUACAAAAAUUUGGAGCAGUUUGAGAAGGAUGUGUUUCUGAUUAGUUCAAAUGCUAUGCGCUACAAUGCAACAGACACUAUUUAUUAUCGGCAGGCACGAUCUAUUCAAGACCUUGCAAAGAAGAAUUUUGAAAACUUGAGGCAGGAAAGUGACAAAGAACCUGAAAUAAAGACAGUUGUAAGAAGAGGUAGACCACCAAGUAAGAACAUCGGCCGACCUGUUGGCCCGCCGCCUUCUGAGCUUGUUGCCUCGGGUUUCUCCUCAGAUCCAACCCUAACUAAUGCUGGUGGUAGCGCCAAUUUGUUUAACCAAAUUCAUCCAUUGUUGAAGAAAGGCCCUGCAACAGAUAAGCCUGGAUCAGCUGAAGUUUCUGGAAAAGUUUUGUAUGGUCUCCGCAACUCCGAUUCAUUUGGUUGGAUAAGCACGAACAAAGUCGACGCAAGAGAGGAAUUCCCAGGUUCAGCUAAAGGGCUUACAAGCAGAUUUGGCAAAAAAGUUCCAGUUAUGGAAGAGAACCGGAGGAACACAUACAGUCAAUUCCAGCCAUACAAUUAUGGAUGUGAGCUACCAAUUUGGUCUCUGUUUGAUGGUGAGAAGAAACAGCUAGAUGCGGUUGGACUUCAUAUGGAGCAUGCAUAUGCCAGGAGCUUGGCUCGAUUUGCGGCGCAUCUUGGAUCCCUUGGCUGGGCUAUUGCCUCUAAGAAAAUCGAAAAGGCUUUGCCUCCCGGAACAAAAUUUGGCCGAGGAUGGGUUGGAGACGACGAAAUCCUGCAAAAAUUUCAGCUACAAUUUCAGUCUUCCUCUCCCUCGAACCAGUCUUCUCAAGCCACCAUCUCUCCCUGCACCACAAUUCUAAAAGGAAACAAUAAACCUUCACAGAAGGUUGAACCUUCCUGUCGAAACACGCCUUCUGAAGACAUUGGCAACAGCACAACAAUGGCUUCAGCUGCUCCUUCCGAUGUUGGCUCCUGUAACCACGGCGAAACUAAUCACAAUGAAACCGGCAUCCUGUCGAAGCCGCCAUUCCAGGUCCAUCAGAACCGGGGAAUCAAUGGUUUUACCAGUGGAUUCAGGUUCAACCUGCCUUCCCAGGCAGCUACCAUGAUGAAAACCAUGAGACCACCUAUGCCUUUUGGCUCUGAGCCACCAAUGACCCCCGCCCGGGCACUCGACAUGGCCCCAAGAAACGCGAACGGCAACACAUUAAUUCGAACACAUUCGAGCCACUUCGAUUCAGAGAUGGCAUUAACUUGUAAUCCUCCACCUAGUUUUGGCAAAACGGUUGCAGACCUUGCCAAUGAUUCGCAAUGGCGGUCUUCUUCGAUGCCGGCGAAGUCGGAAUCUAUUCCACCUGAUUUGAAUAUCAGAUUCCAGUCUCCAGGAUCACCAGUUCCGGCCGCCGGGGUCGAUCCCCAACAACCUGAUUUAGCCUUACAACUCUAAUUAAACUAUGAUGGCUAUGAUUCUUGGUUUCUGGGAGAUUUUUACCGGAGGGAUAUAACAUAUAUAGAUGAAGAGGGCUCAUAACCACAUUUGUUUGACUCAGAGCAUUGUGUGAUGAAGAAAUUGAGAUGCUCACUGUCGUUGAGCGAUUGUACAGAUUAAAUUAAUGUAUCACUCUGAUGACAUUGAUUCAUCUUUUUAGUGACAAUUCAAAUCAUCACUUGGCUAUAUGAUAAGAGUUGAUCCAGUUUUGCA
Messenger RNA from Dendrobium catenatum, 2493 nucleotides. RefSeq names its product bromodomain-containing protein 9. Lineage: Eukaryota; Viridiplantae; Streptophyta; Magnoliopsida; Asparagales; Orchidaceae. Gene Ontology annotation, molecular function: protein binding. The record is from RefSeq and is a predicted model, not a curated record. Bases 136 to 2238 code for a protein of 700 amino acids. The transcript has 9 exons.